AUGGAAAGACGGAGCAACAGGUCGGCCGAGACCGGUUUCGACUUCGUUCUGCUGGGGCUGUUCCGCCACGCCAGAGCCCCCGCGCUUCUCUUCACGCUCAUCUUCCUGGUUUUCCUCGUGGCUCUGGCCGGCAAUCUUAUGAUGACGAUUCUAAUUUGGCUGGACUCUCGCCUGCACACGCCGAUGUACAUCCUUCUGAGCCAGCUGUCCUUAAUGGACCUGUCGUACAUUUCCACUUUCGUACCCAAGAUAGCCAUUGACUUCCUGUCUGGAAGGAACACCAUCUCCUACGUUAGUUGUGGAGCUCAGCUCUUCCUCUUCAUGACUCUGGUGGGUGCAGAGUGCCUUCUGCUGGCGGUCAUGGCCUACGACCGCUAUGUGGCCAUCUGUCGCCCCCUCUCUUACUCAGUGCUCAUGCGCCCUGCCAUCUGCGCGCUCAUGGUGACCGGGACCUGGCUGAGCGCGCUCCUCAACGCCGCGGUCCACGUGGUAUACACGCUGACCCUCCCCUACUGUGCGUCUCGGGAGAUCCAGCACUUCUUCUGCGAGAUCCCCGCUCUCCUGACACUGGCUUGCGCGGACACAUCUCUUUAUGAGAAUGGUCUUUUUGUCAGUGGUGUCAUCUUCCUCCUUGUUCCCAUGUCUGCCAUCGUGGCCUCAUACGGGAAGAUCCUUUCCACUGUUUUGGGAUUAGGAUCUAACCUGGGGAUGAAAAAGGCUUUGGCAACCUGUUCUUCCCAUAUGAUCGUGGUCUCCCUCUUCUACGGCACAGCCAUCGCCAAGUAUUUUCUCCCCAAAGCCUAUCACACCGCGGAGCAGGACGAAGUGGUCUCUGUCUUCUACACGAUCCUCACGCCCAUGCUCAACCCUAUCAUCUACAGCCUCAGGAACGCGCAGGUGGCUGGAGCCCUCAGGAAACUCCUGGGAAGAUAGCUGUCUUUAAAACAUGACAUCUGUCAAGGAGAGGAUGGACAAGCAUGGCCCUCUGUUGCAGAAAGCUAUUGUGAUGCAGAGAUCGACAACAUACAACAAACAAACGCUGCACUUCUCUGCCCCCUUAGGACCACCCUUCACCUGCCUUAGCGACUGCUCAUGG
Molecule: messenger RNA, 1096 nt
Organism: Tupaia belangeri chinensis (Chinese tree shrew)
Lineage: Eukaryota; Metazoa; Chordata; Mammalia; Scandentia; Tupaiidae
Product: olfactory receptor 2T27
Exons: 1
Coding region: 1-933 (310 amino acids)
Biological process (GO): G protein-coupled receptor signaling pathway
Cellular component (GO): membrane
Molecular function (GO): olfactory receptor activity; G protein-coupled receptor activity
Source: RefSeq, a predicted model, not a curated record